GAGUGCAGACGGUUGGAACAAUGCCAGAUUCACCUGCGGAUGUGAAAACCCAGCCCAGGUCCACCCCACCCACCAUGCCUCCACCACCCCCGGCUGUCAGCCAAGCAACCAAUCGCAGCGCUUCGUUCACCCCCACCACCAGUAAAUCAAUGCUGAACGGAAGCAGCCACUCUCCGACAUCGCUGAAUGGUGCUCCGUCCACGCCCAACGGCUUCAGCAACGGGCCGGCCAUGUCCUCGACGGCCUCGCUUUCCAACCAGCAGCUCCCGCCGGCCUGCGGCGCCCGGCAGCUCUGCAAGCUGAAGCGCUUCCUGACCACGCUGCAGCAGUUUGGCAACGACAUAUCGCCUGAGAUCGGAGAGAGAGUGCGCAGCCUUGUGUUGGGACUGGUGAAUUCCACCCUCACUAUCGAAGAGUUUCACUCCAAACUUCACGAGGCCACCAAUUUUCCUCUGAGGCCAUUUGUCAUUCCCUUCCUGAAG
Paralichthys olivaceus (Japanese flounder) is the source of this 482-nucleotide messenger RNA. Lineage: Eukaryota; Metazoa; Chordata; Actinopteri; Pleuronectiformes; Paralichthyidae. The record is from RefSeq and is a predicted model, not a curated record.